Molecule: messenger RNA, 2054 nt
Organism: Caenorhabditis elegans
Lineage: Eukaryota; Metazoa; Nematoda; Chromadorea; Rhabditida; Rhabditidae
Gene: npp-25
Product: Transmembrane protein 33 homolog
Cellular component (GO): membrane; endoplasmic reticulum
Source: RefSeq, marked reviewed
AAAAACUUCACAAAAAUGGUCGAAAUUGUCGAAGAACCCGAUGAUCAUCAAUCUUCAUCCACCGGAGCUGGAUCUUCUGGAUCUUCGAGUGCCCCACCACCACCACCACCGCCAGCUUAUUCCUCGAUUUCACAAUACGUUUCGGCGAACACAAUGGAGUGUGUGCUAUUCGCCGCACGAGUUUUGACCGUCUUUUUUGCUCUGAACUACAUGAUUCCGUUUAUUGGAUUGGUGCCGGCUCAUUCUGCGUAUUAUAAGAUCUUCGCAGCUUCCGCCGCCACAUUCGCCCUCCGUCUUCACACGAGAAUUCAAGGACAAUUUGCACUGAAUGCGCAGUUUAUUCAGCGUCUCAUCAUCGAAGAUUCAUUCCAUUAUCUCGUCUAUUCUGUCGUAUUCCUGAUGGCUGCUCCAGUAAGCAUGGCUGCUCUUCCAGUUACUAUCUAUGCGGCUCUUCAUGCUUGCACUUUUAUGACGAAAAUCCUACGUGAAACCGGUCACACCAGCUCAAUCAUCCCAAAACUGGAACAAUUCACUGCUCAUCAAACCCAAAAUGCUCUCGGAAUCAUCGCUUGCUCGGAAAUCUUUCUCGUUCCACUGCUCGUCUCGCUGAUUUUCAGUGGAAAAGGAUCACUGCUCCUGCCGUUCGCCUACUACCGGUUCCUUUCGCUGAGAUACGCCUCCAGACGGAAUCCGUCGACUCGUCAAGCGUUCGCGCAAAUGCGUGGAUCACUUCAGAAUGUUGCGAUGAGCUCGAGUUGCCCCCGUCCGAUUAGCUCACUGAUCUACAGAGCUAUUGAUUUCAUCUCGGCUAGAGCUCCGCCAGUCAUGUGAUUUAUUAAUUGAACUUUUUUUAUAUAUUUUUUUGUUGUUACCACAAAAACACUGAUUUUCUAGAUUUUUGUUGAAAAAUCCAAAAAAAAUUGGUUUUUAGGCUCCGCCCACUUCUUGGAUAUCCGGAAAUUUUAAGUGUUUUUUUUUUUGGAAUUUAUUUUCCAGAAAAAAUAUCUCCAAAAAGUGGGUGGGGCCUAAUAAGCCUUGUUUUUUUUUUUGAAAAAUUAAACAAAAAAUCCAAAAAAUUUAUUAUCAGGCUCCGCCCACUUCUUGGAUAUCCGGAAAUUUUAAGUGUUUUUUUGGAAUUUAUUUUUCAAAAAACAUCUCCAAAAAGUGGGCGGAGCCUAAUAAGCCGUUUUUUUUUUUUGAAAAAUUGAAAAAAAAUCCAAAAAGUUUGGAUUUUUUUGGAAAACCCAAAAAAUCCAGAAAUUCCACAAAAAAAAACGGCUUAAAAUGUUUUUUUUUUUUCAAUUUUGGCUAAAUUCUGGCCGACCAAUCAGCGAAUUGCUCCGCCCACUUUUCGACCAAUCAGAUGAAGUGGGAUUUUUUGAAGCGAAUUCCCCAUUUUGUGCACAAAUUCUAGAUUUUCAGUGUUUUUUCCAAUAUUUUUUUUCUGCCAAACAUCCGAUUUCUUCCCCUUUUCGCUUACAUUUUUCCGCUUUUUCCAUAAUUUUUCAUGUGCUCUUUCAGAUCUUCUCCUCCCCCUUCCUACCCGCCCUUUAUAUUACACAAACGAUUUUUGCACCAAAAAUAGCGGUCUCGCCACGACUUUUUGCUGGAAAUUUUUUUUUCGGCAUUAAAUGGCAGAAAAUAGGCCGUAAUGAGCUUUUUAAAAUUUGAAAAAAAAUUGAAAAAAAAAAUUUCCUAAUUUUUAAGAAUUUUUUUUCCAAAAUUUUCAAAACAAAAAAAAGACUGAUUAAGCCCCGGCAACCUUUUGGAAAUAUCCUUUUUUCUGCAAAAAAAAAAAUUUAAAAAAAAACAAUUUUUUUAAAUUUUUUUUCAAAAUUUCCAAAAAAAACGGCCGGCUUCUGCAAAAAAAUCCAAAAAAAAAUCAAUUUUUAAAAAAAUUUUUUCCAAAUAUUUUAAAUACUUAUAUUCGGUCAUUACGGUCUGUUUUCUGCCUGUUCCGCCUAGAAAUUGUCGUGUCGAGACCCGCUAAAUUCUGAUGCCCUUUCCAUUAUUUCCUCAAAAAAUUCAUAUUAAAUUACUAUCGAUUCUAUCAA